Rhinolophus ferrumequinum (greater horseshoe bat) is the source of this 9138-nucleotide messenger RNA. Its product is annotated as rho-related GTP-binding protein RhoG. Gene Ontology annotation, cellular component: cell cortex; cell projection; cytoplasmic vesicle. Gene Ontology annotation, biological process: establishment or maintenance of cell polarity; regulation of actin cytoskeleton organization; actin filament organization. The transcript has 2 exons. NCBI's taxonomy places the organism in Eukaryota, Metazoa, Chordata, Mammalia, Chiroptera, Rhinolophidae. Bases 3273 to 3848 code for a protein of 191 amino acids. The record is from RefSeq and is a predicted model, not a curated record. Gene Ontology annotation, molecular function: protein kinase binding; GTP binding; GTPase activity.
UCAAUUUUCAAUGUGGAAAUGUCCCUGAAUUGGUGACAACUCUGUUACAGAAAGUACUAAAUAAAAAUGGGGACUUCUGCUGAAUUGUUUUGCUUUCAGAAAGUAAGAUUUCAAGUGGAUUAGACUGAGAGCUGCGGAAAGGGUGAGACUUGGAGAAUGUGCUAAAAGACAGUAGUACUCUGAGCUGCAUUCUUGUCUUGACUGUUGUUGGGUUUUUCAUAUUGUGUGUCCAACCUAGGCCAAAAGGGACUGCUGUGCAGAACUGGCCAUGUGAAGAAGGAUGCUUUGUCAGAUGAGGUUGGAAGAUUUACAAGAAACUGUAAUUCCAAGGUUAACAGUGAAUGACUGACGCGGAAGGGAGCCUUCUAGGGAGCUGGUCUAUGGGCUCCAGGCCUGUCCCAAUUUCCAAUCCUAGAGGCCUAAAGAUCUCUGAGAGGCCCUGAUGCCACCUGACGGCUACUGUGAGGUUUAAAUAACAAGAUAGGUGGAAGUGCUUCACAGCCUGUGACAAGGCUCUCAAUUUUUACUUUCCCUUUGCUUCCCCACAGCAACUUUUCCCCUCUGAGCCACGCAUUACUGUGUAUUAGUUUGCCUUUUCAUCUAAGUCCUGCUUUUACCACAAGGUUGGAAGCUUCUGGCAUUCUUUUUCUCUGUUUCUUCGAAGCCCAUCUUGAGUCCCUCCUAGCAGUGCACUGCACACAGUCGUACGCGGGAGAUUGCUAGAUCUCGGAGCUGUGGCGAACACAGUAUUUGCCUGUCUGCUCUAAUCCCCAGCCUUCUCUCAGAGCUCCUAACCCUUUAAAAAAGUAUGAUUUUUAUUUGUAGUAUUUUUAACCAUUUUAAGUAUGCAGUAUAGCAGUGUUAACUAUAUCCACUUUGCAAUGGAGAGCUAGAAUUUUUUUCAAAAAUCUUGCAAAACUGAAACUCUAUACCCAUUAGAGAGCUCCCCAUUCUCCCCACCCCCAGCCACUGGCAACCACCAUUCUACUUUGUUUCUGAGUUUGACUGGUCUAGAUACCUUGAAUAAAGGGAAUCAUACAGUAUUUGACUUUUUGUGACUGGCUUAUUUCACUUAGCAUAAUGUUCUCAAGGUUCAUCCAUGGUGUAGCAUACGAAAACAUUUCCUUCUUUUUAAGGCUGAAAUAUCUCUAUCUAUACCUAUACACCUCACAUUUUCUUUAUCUAUUCACCUAUCGAUGGACAUUUAGGUUGCUUCUACCUCGCGGCUAUUAAGAAUAGUGCUGCAGUGAACAUGGGGAUGCAGAGAUCUCUUUGAGACCGUUUUCAGUUGUUUUGGACAUAUUUUUUAGUAUUAUUUUGAAACUUUUUAACUCUGGUGAAUUUCAAACAUACACACAAGUAAAGAAGAUAGUAUAAUGAACAUGUGGUCUGAAUAAAUGAGUCAGUUGUGCAAAGCAGCCCCCCACCCCAAAUACCUGGGACUUUUGCUGACCCCUCCCUUUUGUAGAGCUGACUGCGGGUGAGGAUGUUUUGAGUUUUCAGACCUAAGAAGUGCCAGCUGCACUCUGUCAUCUGGACCCUCAGCCCUCAGUGUGACCUGAGUACCCGUCUACAGACAAUAUAUACCAAGAGUGCUGGUAGACAGACAGAAACAAGUAUUAACAGAAAUGAGCGUCGAUGCCUUCUCCUAGUGAUGGACACGAGGGGCUGAGUUUGGGAUGCAAAGUGGUCUUUGUGCCUACGAGUUUCGCUCUGGUUCAGCAGCCCUCACAUGUACUGUUGGUGUGUCUGAAAGCAGCCACUUUGAGCAGAGAUGCUGCACACUGGAUGAUACCUAGAGGAGGCUGGGAAGGUGAGCUGUACGGUGAUGCUGUAGGAAUUCAGACAAAGAAACUAAUCCCGACUGAGAAAGUCAAGGAAGGAAGGAAGGCUAUUGUCAGGAAUGUGGUCGUGACUUUGCCCUGUUUCCACUGACCUUGUGCGUUUGAUCCUUAUGCCUGUUUCCAGAUGGGAAAAAAGCAAAGCUGAUGGUCAGUGAAUACGCUGGGAUGGUUGCCUGCUAGUCCUGAAUUAAGCUCUGGACUUUGGCUGUGGGGCGUGUGCUAACGUGUGCUAACGAAGGCUUCUGGGGGAAUGCCUCGUAGGUCAGAACUGGCUGUGUGGGCGGACAGCUACCCCUAGUGGGCCUAUGUGAAUCAUGCUUGGACGGCCACCUUUUCUUUACCCUGACCCAAAAGGAGUUGCAUUGUUUUUGUCUAUAUGAUAUGAUAUGGGCCUAAUGUAGACCUACGCUAAUAAGACAACAGGAUGGAGGAUGUCAUGUCAAAUCCACAUGACAAUUUACCCCCUUUGCUCCUUGUUCUGACACCUGAAGAAGUUAAUGCUGUAAGGAUCGGCUCUGAAAUGAAGGCAGUAGUUAAGAAGCUAAAGAAAUUGGGAGUGCGAUGGGGCACUGCCAGGGCAUUCACUGGGGCAGAAACAUGGGAGCUCAUAGUAAACAUGCUGGGGGGAUCAUCUGUGCUGCGCCUCUCACUCCCAAACACUUGAUUUAUGAAGAAAUGGACGGGAGUGUGUUGCUCUUUGAUCCGUAGUUUUACUCAGAUGAUGUGGGAAGGGAUGAGACCCCUGGUCUAACGUUGUCACCACAUCAUGAACUUUUGCCUUCCCCAGCAGAAUAGAAGUUAUGAAGUCACAGUAGCUUCUGACACUUAAGCACUUUCUAUGUGGCAGGCACUACUAAUUACUGAACAUGCGAUCCUUCACUUAAGCCUCAGGUUAAAAAUCUGCCCAAGUUCACAAAGCUUAGGAAUGGAGGGGACUGGUUUUGACUCCAGGUGGUCUGACUUCGGAGCCUAGACUCUUAACCAGCUCUGUCUCUGGCUCAGUCCAACUAGCCUGCCUUUCUCUCCAAUAUUAUGGUAUCGCUGUUUUUUAGGAGCAGAGGUUCCUUUGCUGAGUCUAUUGCCACAGACCCAAAGUGAGAGCCUCUUUCUUUUGUUUCUGCUUUGGGAACCUUCUUUCUAUACCAAUUUUUAAAAUUAGUGACCAUUUAUCGAGCACUUGCUAUAUUUUAACACCUUUGAUGCCCAUCUCCAGACCUCGACAACAAUAGAACAUAAAUACCUGUCUACAUAUGGUGUUUAAUCUUUUUGGGCUCACAGCCCUUUUUGAGAAUCUGAUAAUAGCUUUGGAUCUUCUUUCCAGAAAAAUUCACUUAUGCACAUACAUAUACGAUUGUACACAACUUCAGAGGUGGUUUUUGGGACCUACUGAAGCCUGUCCUCUAGCAGUCCACGGACUCCAAGGGAAGAAUGCAGACGAUCAAAUGUGUGGUCGUAGGAGAUGGGGCUGUAGGUAAGACCUGUCUCCUCAUCAGUUACACAACUAAUGCCUUUCCUGAAGAGUAUAUCCCCACUGUCUUUGACAACUAUAGCGCCCAGACAUCUGUGGAUGGUCAGCUCGUCAGCCUGAACCUGUGGGACACAGCUGGCCAAGAGGAGUAUGACCGACUGCGAACACUCUCCUACCCGCUGACCAAUAUCUUUGUCAUUUGUUUUUCCAUUGGCAACCCAUCCUCUUAUGCCAACGUGAGGCAUAAGUGGCACCCAGAGGUCUCCCAUCAUUGCCCCAAUGUACCUGUCCUACUGGUAGGCACCAAGAGGGAUUUGCGGAGUGACCUGGAGACAGUGAAGAAGCUGAAGGAACAGAGCCUAGUGCCUACAACUCCUCAGCAAGGCACUUCCUUGGCUAAGCAAGUGGGGGCUGUGAAGUAUCUAGAAUGUUCUGCCCUGACGCAGGAUGGGGUACACGAGGUAUUUUCGGAAGCUGUCCGGGCUGUCCUUUACCCUGCCACAAAGAAGAACACCAAGAAGUGUGUCCUCUUGUAGCUUUCAGGGUGCUACUUGGGGACUGAACCUGAGGAGAAUAAGGGGGGAUUCCUUUGGCAGCAUUCGGCAAUGCCAGCGUGAGCCAUUUGUCUCUUCUCCUGGAAACCCUAGGCUCCAGGGUACUUGGCUUUUGGAGGAACCAAGACAGGCUAGUGUGUACAUGGCUGCUUUGAAGUUUGGUCUAAACCUUUUGGAGGAAGUUUGAGUGUGUGUGUGUGGUCAGAGCGCUUAGAAGAGACACCACGAGCGCUAUUCUUUCCUGUCCUGACUGGGCAACAACUAAGCAGAGCAGCCUCGUACUGUUCUUUGUAGGCGUUUGUCUGCUUUAAAACCAACUCUCAGCUGCCCUGGCUGAAGUUAUCACUGAGCAAGUGCCUCGCAGAAGGACAGGGCUCUCCUUUGCAAAUCAUUGCCUUCAACUUUCUGAUAUACUGUGUGAAAACCAGCUUGUAUGUGAUUCCUGGGUGUUACCAAUGUUCACAUGUUCUUGUCUCAUUCUUGAGGCACUUCUGUUAAAUUGGCUAAGCAGCAUUUCCCAAAGUUCUGUGAGAUGGUAACAGGUGUUCCUUAAAAGGGCUCUGUGGUCAAAUAAGUCAGGGAGCAGCCAUUUAAAUAGAACUGAACAGGUUCCUCCACUGCAGGAAUUUGUAACUUUUAGUAAGUACGCAACAUUUCCCAAACUUAUUUCACUGAAUUUUUGGGGUCCUAUGCAACACCUAUUAACGUCUUUGGGAACAGUGUCAGAGAUGCUGGUGAACAGGGACUAUAAUUCCCGUGGAGGCAGCUAUGGAGAAGAGCGCAGUGUGGCCCUAUUCUUUCUGAUGUUUCCCUUUUUGUGCCUUUGAAAAAAUCUUUGCCCGCCAUGGACUUGUUACUGUUCCUCUUCCAUCAAAGGAGGUGGAUGUGGGAUGUGGUGGUCAGAUCCGCUAUGUCUCUGAGGCUUCUCUGUGGCUCUUUUUGCCCCGUCACCUCCCAUUUUAGGGAAAUACCACUGAGGGUUAACCCCCUAAAUAAAACCAAGCAAAAUGUCCUGCCAGUCACUGUCAGGGAGUUCUGUGAUUCCCUGAAACGUCUUUUCUGCCAUCAUUCCUGAGUCACUCUAAUGGCUACCUUGCUCUCUUCCUGUUCUUCCAUCCUGUGUGUGCACGCAUGUUCAGCCCCGUGUGCCUUUUGAGGUCUUUUAGCUGCUCCAAGAGAGUGGGAGUCUGUUGGGUCUCUAGACCCCAGUGGGGAGUUUGCUGGAGCUGCUCAGCCUGCCUGGGCCCGUGGGAGUCAGGUUCCAUAUCCCAGUGUGCCUACUUCUCUGCCACCCUCGUAUUUCUGACCUUCAUUUGGUAUGGAAGAAAAACUUACUUGCCCACCUGGCAGAUAGCGGGUGACAACUCCACCGUGCACAUACACUCGUCCUGCCAAAAUAGCACUGGAUUUUUGAGUGUGGGAAACGGAGCUGAAGGAUCACAUACGCCCCCCGUGGUUUGUGAAGUGUAUUUUGCUCUGUGACAAUCUUGCUGUGGUUUUUUGACAACAUGUGAUCAGAAUGGCCUCCCUCAGACUAACUGAACCUCCCAGAUAGGGUUGUCACAUAAACCAGAAAUAUACAUGACAGAGGAGACUAGACUUGGGGAGCACACAAUGGGAUAGACAGUAUGGAAUAUGCAAUUUGGGGGACAUAUUUACACUUACAAAUCAUUGGCAAAAGUAGAUAUUAUUUGCUAUUUAUCUGAAAUUCAAAUUUAGUGGGAUAGCCUGUAUUUUUUAUUUGCUAAGUCUGGCAGCCCUACUCUUGGAGAAUCUGGAACCAGGAGGUCAAGCAGAAAUCAAGUAAUGACAGAAGAGAAAAGGUUAUGUCAACUCUCCACUCUUCCUGCUUUGCUUCUCGUUUCCUUUUCCCUCACAAGGGACUCAAGUGUUUUGUUUUGCCUUCAUUACCGCACUCCCCCACUUCAUACAGUCCUUUGUUGGUGUUUCUACACGUUGUGUGUCUAAAGCCGUGGAGGAGCCAGGAUGGACAGCGUUGCCUGGCAUGUGCCUUCUCUCACUUGCAAUGUACUGUAUCUAUUUUCCUGUGUGACCCAGGGCCUCCUGUGGUGGGUGGCAGGGAUUCUGCAGGAGCAGUGUUAGCUGGGAGGGAGUGAGGGUGGCCCUCCUCAGCUCAGGCCCAGGAGCACUCUGGAAAGUGGGGCUGCUGCUGUCGUGGUGUGGUGACUAGGAGUCGGCUGUUCUUGUGGAGAGUCCCUGCGUUUCCCCACAGGCAGCCAGUGUCUUCCAGUCUCAGAAUAUUCUGUGGAUGCUGCUGGGGUGCUCACAGGACUUCAUGGUUCAAUGGGGCUACAAACAUGGCUGUCCCCUGUGUCUCUGGGAACUCUGUUUAGCUACUGAAAACCUUUUAAGUUGGCUUCGAAUAGUGCCUCCUGCUCCCCUUUGCCUGGCCAAUCCCCAAAUGUAAGCCUAGGUUUGGUGUGGGCAAACUCGGGUCCACUAGGAAAUGGAGGUGUGAUCCACAAGUCGGAGAGGUUUUGUACUGGACUGAUUUGAUGGUCCCAAGCAUACACUGACAUCUUGAUGUUUAUACUUGAAAGGAAUUUGUAUGAAGACUAACAUGCUAGUGUCCCUUUUAAAUUAUUCAUGACGAAUGGUAAUAAACUUUUCUGACUUUACUAGCUCUGCUGUUUUCUAAAAAUCAAAGCAAUUCCUCACCCCCCGCCCUUUGCUUUGAGUGGUUUCUAAGUGCUUCUCAACUUGCAAAGGCUAGAAUUACUGUAAUUGUCAUACUGAACACUGCACCUACCUGUAACUACGUAUUUUUCUAGUCAGACAAUCAGCGUAGGGAACCAUCUGCCCUGCUAACAGGGAUCCUCUAGCCGCACCCCACCACUCCCCCCACCCCCGCCCACCUAUUCAUUUCCAGGAUUUAGCUUCAUUUCCUGGUUUUCACUAAUGACAGACCACUUAGUUCCCUGUCAGGGAUCUUCCUCUUAUAUUACACUGCAUUCAGCAAAAAAUUACCAAGCUCCUACUGUGUCACAGGUAUUACAGUAUAAGGGCUGGGGUUGCAAAAAUGAGACAUUUAAUGUCCUCUGCCUCCCCAGUUAUCUCAGGAAAAUUCCCUUCCUGUUUGCUAUAAAAAUGAAUUAAACCAUGGCUGUUAAGUAUGCUGAGCUGCACUAGUAAGUGCACUAGCAAGGAAGAGCAAAACCACAAUGUGUGUUUGCAUGUGUAAAUAGCUUUAUUGAGGUAUCAUUUACAUACCAUACAAUCCACCGAUUUAAGGAUUUGUACUAAAUUUACUUACAGAGUCAGGCAACCAUCACCCCAGGAGGGUCUUGGGUUAGUUAAUUCCUGUCCCCAGCCCUAGGCAACCAUUUAUCUACUGUCUUUCCUGAACUUUACAUAUAAAGGGAAUGAAACAAUAGGUGGUCUUAUCCAUUUUAAAGCACACAUGGGUACUUUAAUUCCUUUUGUUGCUGAAUACUACUCCAUUGAAUGGAUAAACCAUACUUGAUCUACUCAGAGAUGAGGGGCAUUGGCUUGUUUCUACUUUCUAGCUCUUAGGAAUGGUGCUGCUGUGAACCUUUGUGUACAAGGUUUUGUGUGGACCAUUUCAAUUCUCUUGGGUGGACACCUAGGAGUGGAGUUGCUGGGUCAUAUGGGAAAUCUAUGCACUUUGAGGCAAGAAUGGCAUCUUUAGUAUUUGUAGUAUCUGAAGUCCCUUUCCACAUUCUACAAGCCUCCAUCUACCUCUCAUUGCAUCUGCUUUUCCUCAAGCACAAGCACCCAAGAGGCAGGGUAAGGUACAUUAAAAUACAUACUCUAUCUUACGUUUUUGCCUUAAGUAUUAGUACAGCAAUAGUAUUCUAACUUUUACUACCCGAGUGCAGCAUUUCAGCUACUAUGCAGGUUUUGGCAGUCUCUUAUCAUCUGGCCUAGAAAUACAGCUGUUAAAAUAGUCCGUUAAACAUCCAUGUAAUGAAGUACUAAGCAGCCAUUAAAAAGAAUGAGGGAGGGCCUUGUGAAGUGAUACAGUGUGACUUCCAGGCUAUAUUGUUAAGUGAAAACAAGCAAAGUGAAAUGAAGAGAGUAUAUAUAGUAUGCUACCUUUUGUGUAAUGAAAAAGGGAAAAUAAGAAUAUAUAGACUCCUUUGCUUAACUUUGCAAAACUAAGUACAGGAAGUACAGACAGUGAAUCAUGUUGUACACCUGAAACUCAUGUUAUAUAUGUCAAUUAAGCUUCAAUAAAAAAUAAUAAACACAGGACGGAUAAACCAGAAAUUAAUGCAAAUAGUUACUUACAGGGAGUGGGUGGGAAUGGGGUAGAGGGUACAGGCACGGCAGCAAGACUUCUCUGGGAAUAGCUUUUUAUAUAGUUUUCACCGGGUAAAGGUUUGCAUAUUUUAAAAAUAAAAUCAUAUAAAAUAGGACAAUAAAAACAAAUCCUAAAGCUGAAUACAAACACAAACAUCUCCACGGAGGGAAAAAAAUGAUUCAAGUAAUUUUUAGUAUGUCCUCAGUAGGAUAUAUUCUAAGGACGAAAAACUGCAAAGAACUUCUGAGCUUUGGUUUAUCAUUAUAAGUGGCAUCGGUCUUGUAAUUUUGGAAAGGGUAAAUAUAUUAUUGCUGUUGGGAACCAGGGUUCUCAUUGUAAGAGAAGCAAGAUACAAAUACGAAAUGGGGGAAAGUGAGGGAGAACUCUGCGGCAUUGGAUCCGAAUUGGAGAUAUCUGUAUAAACUCAUUACAGGUAUUUAUUUAUUUUUUUACCUCUCUCCACUGAUAGGGCAUAUAAACAAUAAUGCCCUAGUUUCUAAACACCAUCCCACUAAAAGGAACCAGGGCUCCUGGAGAAAUGGCUUAUAUCAGUCAGGUCCUGGACAGUGGAUGUACGCAGUAAGCCUGGGACAUCUUUCACCAAAAAGCAAGGAAGUGCUCACAGACUAAUGGAUCGUGUCCAGAGGACACAGAAGCCAAAGUGAAGUGGUUCCCACUGGAAAAAUCUGGGACAGCUUGAGCAUCAAAAAGGAUGAUGAUGAUGCUAGAUUAUAACACAUUAACAAUGCGAGAAGGGAGGUAAGAAAAGGGGAAGUUCUUCUUUACUGAGUAAGUCCAGUUAAUAAAUGUAUAAUGAAUUUAAGAAUUAGAAAAAUCACCCUUUUGCACUCCCCCAGUAUAAAUGAUUCAGGCAAAGAUCAUCUAUGGAUGCUAAACCCAUUGUGGGUAAAGGCGAUGGGAAACAGAAUAUUCACACGAUCUCUAAGCAUCACCCCAUAGAUUAUUUACUGAUUACAAAAGGAAAAA